GUUGUUUUUCAUCAAUUCAGAAGGUAUAUAAGUCUUAAUGAUGCCCUUUAAGUGAUUUAGAAAUUGUAACUGGUUAGGUAGGUAUUACUACAUAGAAGCAGCUUUUUUGAAUCGAUGAUUUAAAGACUUUGCAGAUUUCGAUAAAGAAAUAAGUUUUUUGUUUUAUCAUUUGAAAAUACAUGUGCCCAACAAUGACUAGUUGCAGAAAUAAUUGAGUUCCAACAUUCUAAGUAGUUGUUCUUAUUUGGAAUCUCAAUUAAAGUUCUCACUGAGCUAUAUAGUGAAAAAUCGACUGAGAAAUCCCACCCUUUGUGACUUGCAACUGCAACAUGUUAUCAGUCUAGAUUCACGUUGUGUGGAAGGGGUUUACUAUAAUAAAUACAUAAUCAGACAUUUUUCUGUAACACAGCAACUCAAUUUAUAUUACUGUUGUCAUCACUAUAAAUUGUGUUUUCUAAGAUGGAUUCAUUUAAUUGUUUUCUUUAGCCGCGAAGUAACAUCAACUCGUAAACUCCCGAAAUCUCCAGAGGAAAUUGAAAAUCUCAUGUUAGAGAAAUCACACGGCGUUAAAAAAACUUACCUCAACCUUUUGUCUAAAGUUAUAAGCUCAAGUGCUACCGGUUCUAGUGUACCAGUUAAUGUUCAAGUACCUUCAAAUGAUCCUAAUAUUCAGAUACAAUCUAUUGGAAAUAACUUUCAAGUGAGCGGACAACAACAUCAACAACAAUUAAUGAAUACUCAAGUAAUCUCUUUACCACGAUGUGGACCUACUACAAUCCAAUCACAUCCUCAAAUUCUUCAAGUUAUGUCACAAAAUAUGCCUAACAGUAUUAAUAAUAUACAACAAAAUCAUAAUCGUCCAAGGUAUACUAUUAGUUCACAUCCUAUUCAACAACAAUAUCAGACAUAUCCACAAAAGAGUAUUAUUCAACAGGAUGGUACAGUUCUUGGAUCACCAUCAACACAUUGUAUACCUGUUUCAACAAUAUCCAAUCGUAUUUUUUUACCUUCAGGCGUCGCGGUUACUCAGUCUGGACAAAUUAUUCAAUGUACCACAGGAUCUGGACAACAACCAGUUCUCAUAUUCCAACAACCUCAGUCACAAAAUAUUUCACAAAUGACUUCACUAUCAUCUGCUGAUCAGUCUCUUUCACGGCAAACAAUAAUCAAUUCUCAAACGAUGGCAUCAUCUACAUCUAUUAAACCAGGGUGUCAACAAGAUGGAAUCUAUGUGGCCACUUCUAGCCCAAAUGCUGUUCUUAUUCGAACUUCUAGUUCUGGUUGCCUGACAGUUAUCAAUCCGUCAGGUACAACUAGUGAAUUAUCUCAUAUCAACUCUGGACAACAUUCAUUACACAAUGCUAAUGAUAAUUCAUCACUACCUGUUUCUGCAACAGCCGUCUCAAAACCAGUUCUCACAGUUAUACCAAAUCCUUCCGGAACACAAACAAAAAUUAUUCGCCCAAGUUUAUCUCAAUCACCUAAAGUUGGCCUUAUUCCUAAUAGUCAACUUCAAACAAGACCUAAUGCACCAAUCACUCAGCAAUAUCAACCAAAACCUACUACACAAUCAAAUCCCACACCUGUAAUUUCAAAAGUUCAAAGUUUCGCACCAGGUGAAAUACAACAAAUAUCUGAUAAAGACAAUAAGCUACCAGAAACGUCUACUACUGUUAAUACUAAUACUAAUAAUACUACUACUACUAUUACCACCACCACUACUACUACUACUUCUACUAAUAGCAUUAAAAAAGUUGAAGUAAAAUCUGAAGUACAAGCUCAAAUUAUCAGUGGUCUAACUGAUAUAGCAAAUCGUUAUUUGUCAACUGUAAAACAUGCUAUUCAAUUAGCAUCUAAAAGACCGGAAGCUGCUGGUUGUGUUCGAAAAUAUGUUAAAUUAAAAGAUAUUUUAGAGCAUCCAGAAGCAAAUUUAAAUGUUUUAUCAUUUGCACAACUUCCAUUAAUUGAAAAGUUAUUACAUGAAAUUGAACGAAAUCCAAUGCAUCUGGUUGAAGAACAUCUUCAACGCCAAGCUAAAGCAAAUGCUACAAAUUCUUCUCAUGCUACAUCUUCAUCAUCUACAAACACAAGUACAACUAGUACAAUAGGUAAUACACAAUCACAAAAGCAAGAUAGUCAACAACAACAACUGUCACGUCAUCAGUUGAAUCAACAGCCUUCUCAGUCACAUUCUGUUCCAGUUUCAAGUCAACAAAAGCAUGCAACUGUUAUUAGUCAACAGUCACCAAAUCGUUUUCAAGUCCCGACUACUAAUUUAAACACACUUCUAUCACAACCAUUCGGUGCUCCGAGUCCAUCCAGUGUGCUAGAAAAUCAGCCACAAAGUGUUAAUUCUCGACCACCUACUCAUUUCUCACCAGCUAGUAUAAAUCCCACUUCCUCAAUUAUUCCUGAUAUUUCAACCACAACAUCAGCAACUUCUGUUUCAGGAUCAGUUGUGGAACAUGGUCGAUUGCCACAUCCAAAUCGUAUUACUACAGCAGCUUCUUUGCUCGAAUCAUCUACUCAAAGUAGUACUGAGCCAACAGGAUUUUAUGCUAGUCUACAGUCAUUGGCUACAGAAUUCGAAAGAAUAUCUGACCGUAUGUCACAAGAUCAAGCUUAUUCUCGUCGAAUUUUCAGAGCGAUUCAUGAAAUUUCAUUGGAGACAAAAACAUUCAGAGAAAGUAUUGGAUUUUAUCUACCUCAAGAUACAAAUCAAUUUAUUGGACAAGAUAAUAAAUAUAACCUGACAACUAAUAUUGAUGAUUAUUCGAAUAAAACAAAUUCAUUAAUUACGACGUCUAAUUCAAAUGACAAUAAUAAUAAUAAUAAUAAUAAUAAUAAUAAUAAUAAUAAUAAUAACAAUAAUUGUACUGUUUUAAAUUCAUUAAAACGUAAACAUUCUAGUAACAGUGAUGCUGCUGCUGAUGAUGAUAAUAAUAAUAACAAUAUCAAACAACAAAAUAUCAUUGAAGUAAACUCAAAUGUAAAAUCUAAUGAACUGACAGAUGAAUUAAUAGUUAAUAAUACUACUGCAUCACUAUCUCCAUCAUCUUCAUCUUCAUCAUUAAAUGAAUUUGAACCGAAAACAAAGAAAUUAUGUAUUGGUUUAGUAUCUGAAAAUGAUACACAGGAAAAAUCCAAUUCACAUUUGCAAUACCCGGCAUUGAUUAAUACUAAUAAUAAUAAUAAUGAUAAUAAUAAUAAUAAUAAUAAUAAUAAUAAUAAUAUUAAUACCGAUGAAUUACAAACACCUACAUCACGUUCAUCGUUAUCAUUGUCUGUAAUUAAAACUGAGCACCAAGGUUCAAAUGGUCCAUCUGAAAAAUUAUUCAUACAAACAGACAUAGUGUAUAAUCCCGAAUCUGAUCCAUUGGAACAAUUUCCUACAGAUCAGCUAGAUCAAUUAAAUCCGAAAAUUCUUGUUGAAAUAUCUAAAUUACAAGCGUUGAAUAUUCAAGUUGAAGGCAAUUCACAUCCUCCAUGUAUUGAUGAUAUGGAAAGUUAUGCUACAUGUUUAGAUGCUGGUGAAUGGAAUACAAGUUGCCAUUUAAAAUUAACAUAUUUAGAUAAGGCAUGUCGUUUACCAUGUGGAUUGCCAGAAUUUUAUAUUCGAUUAACUCCAGAUUAUUUACAAACUGGUCAAUUAAAUUGGUAUUAUUUACCAAAAGUGAAAUAUCUCUCUUCAUUAAAUAAUUCAAAUAAAGAUGCUGUGAAUUAUUUAGAUAAUUCUGAACGAUAUUUAGAUUUAUACUAUGAUGAAUUAAAUAAACAAUUUGAUCGAAUGAAACAAUUAACUGAUCAUCGAAAAAGUUUAUUAAAAAUUGGAGUAACAUGGACCAGUGUCAUUUGUGCAUCAAUGGCUCGUUUUUAUAAAUUUGAUCACAAUUUAUUAACAAUUGCAGCUAUCAAAUCAAUUCAACAAAAUACUCAAUUAGCUUAUUAAAUAAAUAAAAUGUUAUAUAUAUUUAUAUAUAUAAUGUGUCUUGAAAAAUAACGAACAUGAAUAUAAAAAUACUUCAUUUUGUUUUAAUGAUAAAUUAUAGUAACAAUUUAAUAUCUAACUUUCUAUGCAAUUGUUUUAUGUUUAUAACUGACUUCAAA
Schistosoma turkestanicum is the source of this 4107-nucleotide messenger RNA. NCBI's taxonomy places the organism in Eukaryota, Metazoa, Platyhelminthes, Trematoda, Strigeidida, Schistosomatidae. The record is from the annotation of a GenBank genome assembly.